Molecule: messenger RNA, 2247 nt
Organism: Eupeodes corollae
Lineage: Eukaryota; Metazoa; Arthropoda; Insecta; Diptera; Syrphidae
Product: UDP-glucosyltransferase 2-like
Exons: 5
Coding region: 96-1685 (529 amino acids)
Molecular function (GO): UDP-glycosyltransferase activity
Source: RefSeq, a predicted model, not a curated record
AUUUUUAGUUGUGCCUUGUGAGUUUUUGAAUAAAGAUCAAACUCAUAAUUUUUCUGAAAACAUUUUCUUAAGAUAAAACCGUUUAGUUCAGAAAUAUGAAAUACUUUCAUGUGAUAUUAGUGUUCUUUCUUGGUAGUAGUAGUUUGGUUAAUUCUGCUAAUAUUUUGGGGCUGAUGGGAAUACCAUCGCCAAGUCAUCACAUUUGGAAUAGUGUCCUGCUCCGAAGAUUAGCCGAACUCGGUCACAAUGUGACAGUUCUGUCAGUUGAUAUGCCAAAACCUCAGGAAAAACUACCACCAAAUCUGCAUUACAUUCAUUUGGAAAAAGGCUACUCGAUGUAUGACAGUGAAUUUAAGUUUGACAUCACAAGUUUGAUUGGAAUCCGACCAUUUGAUUCGAUUCCCAUGUUCUAUGAUGCCGGUUGGAAGACUUGUCUUGGCCUUUCACGAUCAAAAGGAAUGAAACAGCUUUUGGAUUAUCCCGACAAUUUUAAAUUCGAUUUGAUUUUCAAUGACUACACUCUUGGUCCGAUGCUCUUGGGAUUUCUUCACAAGUUCAAAUAUCCACCAUUGAUUGGGGUAAGUGCGUAUCUCAAUCCUCCCAAUACAAUAGAUGGAAUGUCAAGUCACAAUUACCCAGCUUAUGUUCCCUAUCAUACGACAAGUUUUACUGGAGAAAUGAGUUUUUGGCAACGAUUCGAGAACACGCUGUUAUUUAUGUUCGAUACAGCAUAUCGUCGAUUGAUAUAUUACCCCAAAAUCGAUUCAAUUAUGCGGCCCUACUUCUCCAAAGAUAUGCCAACACUAGCCCAAUUGGAAAAACACACAAAACUCUCGAUGGUUAACUCACAUCCAGUUAUAACCUAUAUUGAACCAGUGCCACCAAAUAUUAUUGAAAUCGGUGGGAUGCAAGUUCUCGAUGCCAAACCAUUGCCUCAGGAUUUUGAGAAUUUCCUUAACAAUAGUCGGAAGAAUAAAAUUGUGAUGGUGUCAUUUGGAACAAAUAUGAAAAGCACCGACUUUAAGGACGAUCAAAUUGAUGUGAUAUUGAAUGCUAUGGAAGGGCUUCCUCAGUAUGAUUUCAUUUGGAAAUUCGAUGUGAAAUAUUUGAAAAAGCAACUUCCGGGUAAUGUGUUUGUUAGGCCAUUUUUGCCACAAAGUGAUCUUCUGGCUCAUCCGAAGAUAAAGGCUUUUGUUACACACUGUGGAGCUCUAAGCACGCACGAAUCUAUUUUUCGAGGUGUUCCUAUGAUUGGAGUUCCAUUGUAUUUCGAGCAACACCGAAACAUCCAAAGAUCAAUUUUGUCAGGCAUAGCCGUAGAACUUGACUUCCGAACCAUGACUACCAUUGAACUAAUCAAUGCCAUCAAGAAUGUUGUGGAAAGCCCUCAAAUUGCAGCCAAUAUCAAACGAAUUUCAGCUGAAUUCCGUGAUCGACCCAUAAAACCUUUAGAUUUGGCAAUUUGGUGGACGGAAUAUUUGUUACGAAAUCCGAACCCUGUUCAUCUUGAAUCACCAGCCGCAAAGUUAAACAUAUUUCAAGCCAAUUCCCUGGAUAUUCUCUUUGUUCUAUGGACUUUUUUGGCAUUGUUCACCUGGAUUACUGUCAAAGUUCUUCUAUUGAUUUGGCGAAAGUUGAGUCCUCAAAGCAAUAUCAAAAGAACAUCAAAACUAAAGACCCAUUAAUCAGCCAUUACGUAAUUAUUUUGAUUUCACUAUGCGAAGCCAAUUCAAUGUGAUGGAACAUAAAUAAUCAGCUAAUUAUAUUCGAAACAAACAAACCUUAAAUUAACAAAAAAUCAAAUCUUUUUGUAUAAAGAUUGAAGAAUAUACAAAAAAAUGAUGCCUAAGUUCUUUUACAAAUUUGGUCAAAAGCCUCUAAUUUAACAAAUGAACGUGUUGGAGUAGAAUUUUGUGUGUUUUCGUUUUGUUUUUAAACUUUUUUAUUGGUGAAAGUUCGUUGACUUGCUUGUUUUUAUUUUUUAGCAUAAACUUUUAUUUCUUAAAAAAUAGUGAGCAAUCAUCAAAAUAGAGGUGAAUCUUUUUUUUUUGAAAAGAAUUCUUGAUUGCAAAGUCAUCUAAAUAAAUACGCACUUUUGUAAUAAAUUCUAUUCAAAUUAAGAUUGAACUAGAUUUUGCAUCGUGAAGAAAGGGGGAGAUUUUUUAAAAAUAUAGUUUUCUUAAUUAAAAUUGAUGUGAAUUCAUAAUUUCUAAUUAAAGUAUGAAUGAUUUUUGUUUGUUUGUUUUA